This is a messenger RNA of Lecanosticta acicola, 4851 nucleotides long. The record is from the annotation of a GenBank genome assembly. Lineage: Eukaryota; Fungi; Ascomycota; Dothideomycetes; Mycosphaerellales; Mycosphaerellaceae.
AUGUCCCGCCCGCCGAAUCAUGCAGCACCAGCCCUCACGGCUCCAUCUACACCAGCAGUACGCAAUGGCUCAACUGCCACCUCCAAUACCUCCAAUACCUCCACCACCUACCCCUCCAACCCGUCGAUGAACAGUAGCGGUCCUCCGCCAUCCCCCGGGCCCGGAUCAGAACGAGGACGAGCACGAGGACCGCCCAGCAUGUCGCGCGCCGAGCGAUUCGAGGAUGAGAAGCGGCGCAUCAUGGAGUCUUGCUUCUCCAAGCUCGACCAGAACGGCCAGUUGACGGAGAGCUACAUCACACAUAUUCGCAUCAUCGAGGAUGCCGCGCAUCCCUCGUCGCCGCCGCCGCCCGACAGCCCGGAGUCCAACAAGAAGCCGCGCCUGAUCAUCAUCGCGGUGCGGUCUACCGGACGAGUCAGGAUGCACAAGGCAAGAGAGAAUAUGAAUGGGAGCUUCAGUAUCGGCAAGACUUGGAAUAUGGAGGAGCUAUGUGCCAUUGAGUCUUACUCCCACUCCGCUGCGCCUCCCCAGACUGAAAAGGAGGCUCAGUAUCGGAAUUGGGCUGGCAACGUGGGUUUCACCGUGACCGUCUCCAAGCCGUACUAUUGGCAGGCGGGCACCACGAAGGAGAAGGACUUCUUUAUCGCCAGUGCGGUCAAGAUCUAUCGAAAAUACACAAAAGGGCAGGUUCCGGAGUUAAAGGGCUUCGACGAGCGGGAGAAGGCAGUGAUCUUGGGCGGGACUCCGCAGGCACAACAACAACCGCCGCCUCCUGAACAAUCAGCUCCACAAGCUUCGCGGCAGCCCAGCUCGUCUCCAGCUCCAGCACCACCGCAACCCCCUUACGCGCAGAGAGAUCAGAGCCAGGAGGGAAGCAGAUACCGGCAAAGUCCAGGCCCUCCGCCCAGCAUUAGCGAUGCAAGACCUUCUAGUGGACCUGGUAGAAGGCCAUCCGAUUCUCCGGCACGAUUCGGACCUCCUCCACAACAGCCUGGUGGAUUGGUGCCUGGCGGACCGCGCCCCUCCAUGAGUUCUGAUCAGCUGCGCGCAAACAGUCGUGACGGCAGGGGAGCAGCGCUUCGCCCCGGGACUUCUCCUGGUGAGCGAUCACCAGCCAUUCAACGCCCUGUUGGACAGCCUCCACCUUCUCCCAUGCGCACUGAUGGCUUCGGAAAUCCUCCCAUGGGAGGUGCACCCUCACCGCUGCGGCCUCAGAGCCCGCCAAGGAAGAGGGAAAUGCAAGCAAUCGACGGCGCAUCUGAGGAACGAAGACCUAGUAAUGGCCUUCCUGUGAACGGACUCAAUGCAAAUGGAGCCAGUCUCUUCAACAGCGCGCGUCAAAGAUACCUGGAUUACCAGCCACAACCAUCGCCAACAACGCCAAAGCCCAGCCAGCUCCCGCCCAUCGAGACAUCUCAAGCUCCGGCUCCGGCUCAGAAUGGCAUCCGCAAGGCCCCGACCGAUGCACCGCCAGAGAGCGCGCAAAGCGAAUCCCCAGCAGGCAUCAAUUUGGAUCAUGAGCAAACGAUCGGGGGCCUUACUGGCUUUUGGGGACCUGAGCACUCACGUGCUGCCACGCCCACCAUUCCACAAGAGCCUGAAGGGUCGGAUACGCCGGAGCGCUCGAGAUACCGUCCUCAGAUGGGAGCGAAGGCAUCGCAAAGCAGUGUUGAUCUUAGGCCAGCGCCUCUAAGCCAGGCUCGAAACCCAUCUUAUACCGCGAGCCAAAGACUCAUCACCCCGAGAGCGGCGGAUGCUUCCGAGAGUAAGCUGCUGCAGUCUCAGAACAAGUCUGAAACUUCUCUGCCUCUUCCUGGCGCGUUUUCGCCGCCAUACUCACGAUCUACAGUCGAUUCCACUCCAGCGGAGGACCCCGAGGAGGACCUAGACGAGACGGAGGCAUACCGCCCAGGUCUUGGGCCCAUGUUCAAGAAGAAAGCGAUUGCUGAUCGAUUCAAGAAAGCUGCCAAUGCUGCGAGUGCUUUCAAGCCACGGCCGGGAGGAGCUGCCGAGAGAAUCUUGCAAGCUAAGGCUGAGCGGGACGGCGAGCCAGAUGGCAUCACCGGAGUUGUACCAAGGCCCGCGAGUCGCCCUGAACACAGGCAGGAGGAAGCACCGGCCACACCAGUGGAGGAUCUUUCGGUCCAGGAGAUGCAGAAGGACAUGCCACCAACACUUGAAGUCAGCUCACCUCAAACUCCUCUGCAAUCUCAGCCGGCCGCCCCGUCAGAGGCUCGCAGAAGUGUUGAGUUGUUUGACAGCGUUGCGCAUCUUCAGCCAGCAGCUACUCCAGAGCCAGCAAUAGCGGACGAAGAAAAGCUAGAGCGCCAGAUUCGGCAGCCUCAAGUCAAAAGCAAAAGACGGAGCGCUCAGCAAGAGAAAUACCUUGCUGCACUUGACAUCGAUCGGUCGCUGUUGGAGGGCAAAGGCCUCGAUUUCGAGAUGACGCUCUCCGAUUUUGGCUGGAGCACCGACGUUCUGAAGCCCAAGCAAUUGGCCAUCCUAGAAGCAGAUGUUCGUCGCGAACACGGACAGGUCGAGGCCGGCUCCUGGUUAUCACACACUGAUGCGGCUCGAGAAGAGAGGGUGGCACACGUUGAGAGCCUGCUCGACAAAGCCAUUGCAGAAUGUGAUGAGCUCGAUGGGCUCCUCACUUUGUACAAUGUUGAAUUGAGCACUCUUAACGAUGAUAUUGCGUUCAUUGAGGCCCAGUCCCAAGGUCUACAGGUGCAGUCCGCCAAUCAAAAGCUCCUUCAGACGGAACUGCAAACUCUUGUCGACACUAUGUCCUUAGAUCGGCGAGUUCUUGAGCCAAUACGAUACGGAGACCUGGCGGAUGCCCGCAAUCUGGAAGAUGUGGAAGGUGCUUUGAUUAGACUAUACCGCGCAAUGCUGCUGAUGGACCCCUCGAUGUCGUCGCGGCAACGCUCGGCGGUUGGUCUGAGCGAGAACGAAACCUCCAACAUGGCCGCAUUGAGAGAAAAGAAGGCCACUUAUGACCAUGAGACGCAGGAGUUCUGCAAACGCUUAAUGCAAUUCCUCGACACCAAAUUCAGCACUUCGAUGAAUGCUGCAAAGUCCAGAGUCCUACGAGUAACCGGGGGCGGCGGUUUGGCGAAGCUGAACUCCGAAGCAUUCACAGAGGCCAGAAAUGGCUUGUGGAUGUACGUGCCCCUGAUUACAUUUACAAGGGAGCUGAAUCCUCCUGCUUGGCAAACCCUGCUCAGAAUGUACUACUCGCGGGCGGCCAUUUUGUACAGCGACGCAUUCAAGGAGAACCUCUCGAACUGGAAACGCGCAGCCAGGGCAACCACUGGCGAAGAUACCGAGAUUCUCUUCACUGCACAAGAGAAAGAGGAUUCGGCUGGUGGCGGUCUGUCCUCUACGGCACGGAAGCUGACUGUCAAGCGCUCACAGACUUUGGCGAAGACGCUACGAAAUGCAGCAAGCGGAGACAAGCAUGGCGCAUCAGAGCCUAAGCAGCCUGGCGCUAUGUCACGUUCGCAGGCAUUCGCGGGUGCUCUGGAUGAAAUGGCACCACUGAUGAGUCGCGAACAAAACUUCUUUGUGGAUCUCUUCCAUGCGCACUCCCUCGAGACAGAGGACUUCGAAGACGCUGUGCACGCGGCGCCGCCUUCCGCCAGGCGAGGCACCAAUCUGCUCGACCGGAAGCCCACAGAUCCUGACCGAGGUAUGGCCCAACUGGUCAACAAUACCAUGGGCGAGAUCUUCGAUUUCUUCGGAAAGGAACUCAAUAACCUGCUCAACUGGAGCAUUUCUGAGGAUCCGCUACAAGGUGUAGGUAUCAUGGCUUGUCUAAGUAGACAUGGCUUUUACCUACACGAGAGCAGCCAAGAGUAUCUCCUUCAACUGGUCAGAGAGCUGUCAGAGAGGCUGCAGAGCCGAUUUAACAAGUUUAUCGAGGAGCAGGUGCGUGCCGUCGAAGACACGAAGGUCAAGAUCAAGAAGCGCAAGGGCGUCAUUGCGUUCAUGAAGAUGUUUCCUCACUUUUCUGCGGCUGUGGAGAAUAACUUUGCGUCGGUCGCUGGCAAUGAUUACGAUAGACCGGCCGAGUGCAUGAUGGACGUCAGACGGCUUGUGGACGAGGCGUACGAAAGGAUCAACCGGGCGAUGUUUGAUAGUCUCAAGGUCAUCGCCAAGGAGAGUCCCGUUGCCGGCGGGCCCUCGAUGAAGCAAGCGACGGGCGAUGAUCCCGAGGACAAGGAAAUGCUGAACUAUCACAUCCUGCUGAUCGAGAACAUGAAUCACUACGUAGAGGAGGUGGAUGACGGUACCCGCCAAGGCGUACUCGCCGAGUGGAGAGGCCGCGCGCAGAUGGAAAGAGCGGAGGCUCUGGAGGGUUAUGUCGCGCGGGUCAUCCGGCGACCACUCGGCAAGCUCCUGGUAAGUAAUUCAAACUCCGAAGCAAGCGCAGCUGUUUUGCUCCUCAAAAGUCCCCCCAAAAACUGAUGAUCAAUCGCUGCUUAGGACUUCCUCGAAUCGGCCGAGUCCAUCCUGUCCACCAACGCGAACCCCAGCGCCGUCUCCUCGCGCCCGUCCUACUCCCGCAAGGCCAUGCGCACCCUCCUCUCCCAGCACGACGGCAAGGAGAUCCGCCGCGGCAUCGACACCCUGCGCAAGCGCAUCGAAAAGCACUUUGGCGACGCCGACGAGGAGGCCAUCUCGCGCACGCUGGUGGGCUACGUGUGCAAGGAAUGCGAGCGGGCCUAUGAGCGCACCCUGGAGCGGACGGAACGCUUGGCCCGGGAAGUCUAUCCGCCCACGGAGGGGGAGAAGAAUGUGGAAAUUGAUUUCUCCCGGGCGGACAUUCAGGCUGGAUUUCGAAGGUAA